UAAUGUAUUCAAAACGCUGUUCGCAGUUUGUGUGUUCCAUCUGAUAUUUAAUCAAAGCCCCUAUUGGGAGAAGCUUUUCGUAUUCAGACGUAGUGCCGAGUAUAUGAGAUAUAAUGGACGCGGUAUAUAACGCAGCAAAGUCGAAAUUCUCAUCUGAGUUAGGAUCCAUGCAAUGAAGUACAUCGACAAAAGAAAAGGAAAUUCUUGAGAACAAAUUCCGUUAUUUGUCUUGCACAGAGCUGAGAGCAUCGUCAGAUGGAGUCACAUCUGCGGACCGUGAUGUCGUUUUGUCCAGAGACGCCGCGCCAGCGGAUCAAAUUAAUUCUUGGUCUAGUUUUCCUGAGUCUUUUCUUCGUCAUGGUGCACAACGGGUUCAACAGCCAUGAAAGGAGAGCCAUGGAAAAGAUCAGGCGUAAUAAGGAGAAUACGUUCCGUGGCGCUUGGAAGAGAAACCGAAAUGACAAGUCUCCACGACAGAAUAUAUACGCCGAUGAGAGAGCGCAGUUUAAAAAUCUAGUGGGUGCGCACGGAGAGGAAUUAACCAAAGAAGCGAAGAAUGCUUUAGUUACUUAUAGACUGAGCCCGCAGUAUUCGCAUCUAAGAACCCAAGCAGCUGACUUACUUACACAAGUGCACAAUGUGGGCCAGAAGCGGCGACUGAAUUAUUUCCUUUACGGAGAAUCUCUCCUCGGCUCUUGGUGGCAUCAUGACAUGCUUUGGGGCGACACUACGGUGGUCGUCUUCAUCGGAUCACGGACAAGGACAGAAUUUCGACAGGGGUUGCAAGCGCUUCCCGGCUACACCAUCACCGAUCGAGGGAUAUACUUCGAGUUCAAAGUCAAACCACCAAAGACAUACGUAAAGCUAAUCCGUAACCAUGAGAGGCUAACGAAUGCAAGACUUCGCAUAGAAUUCUAUAAUGAAAAUAUUACACAUAUCAGAGAGUCAGUUGGACGCCACCCUAUUUCCUUUAAGAAGACUCUGUUCUUUCCAAACCACAAGCGUCCAUUUUGUGGUGUAAACGCCAUCGUGCCACGGGACACCAUGGCUGUCCUCCAGAUAUUAUUCGGUCACAAUGACCUCUAUCCACAACCCCCGCUAGGACAUCGAGAUGAAAUUAUCCCUCAAGAUCAUCUCUUGAAGAAUGGUGUGAAAGUGAAAUGCAAAUCUUUAAUCGGGGUGGUUCCUUUCGUUGAUCGAGUCAUGACGCUUUACAAUAAUGUGACGAUGGUAAGGGAGGUGCUAAAGAUUGAUCGUGUGGCAUUCUUGAAUUCAGUUGAGCUGUCCGCACGAGGCGUUUGUCUCAUCCCCGUCCGACAUGCCUUGAAGUGUUAUCGUACUGAAAAAAAGGAUCACGGGGCUAUCGUGUAGGGGAUAAGUUGAAGUUGCCAGUCACAAAACAAUUACCCGGAUUGAAUGCAGGUUCAAUGUGUGCCGUUUACACAGAUGUUUUGGACCCGAUGUCGCUUUUUUAGCUCGUGUUGCGGCAAUGUUAUUGAUUGUUCUAAAUGCUUGGUUGUGACUAGGCGAACGGUCCUUAGGUCACAGGAUAACUUACCUUGUGUACACGAUGAAUGAUAUCAAUAAAUAUAUAGGUCU
Messenger RNA from Lineus longissimus, 1599 nucleotides. RefSeq lists its product as uncharacterized. Lineage: Eukaryota; Metazoa; Nemertea; Pilidiophora; Heteronemertea; Lineidae. The coding region runs from base 256 to 1371 and encodes 371 amino acids. The record is from RefSeq and is a predicted model, not a curated record. The transcript has 2 exons.